AGGCAGGGCCGCGGGUUAGGGUUUUCCCGCCUUUUUUUUGGUUCCCUUCCCCGGGGCGUGUGAAGGAGCGCGGCAGGCAUGGCUGGUACUAUGAUAGUAGUUGGCCUGACAAUAGCUGCAGCUGGUUAUGCAGGUCGCUAUGCGCUGCAAGUAAUAAAGCAAAUGGAACCACAAGUAAAGCAAACACUGCAAUCUCUGCCAAAAACGGCCUUCAGUGGUUAUUACAGAGGUGGAUUCGAAAGCAAAAUGAACAAGCGGGAAGCUGCCUUAAUAUUAGGAGUGAGUCCUACAGCGAACAAAGCAAAAAUCAGAGAAGCUCACAGAAGAAUCAUGCUUUUGAAUCAUCCUGAUAAAGGUUGCCUAAUUUGUUACCCAGAUCAACUGGAGUUGCUUGGUCCAUAAUUGAAUCUAAUUAGAGCAAGAAGCUCUUGGAAUUCUACAUUUGAUUGGACAGAAAGAGUAUUGAAGCUUUUCAACUUUUGGGGAAAACCCUUGAAAAUACCCCCGACAGCCUAGAAAACCAAUGAAUAGAUCGCAGAACAAGUCAAUUCAGAGUUCUCAUUGAAAUAAUAAUUAAUCAGACUUCUAUGCAAAAACCCAAUUCUCUUCAGAAGUCUAUAAUUCCAAGAAAGAUGGAAAGAAAGAGAAGAAAAAAGACAAUCAGCAAGCUGGAUGCACUCAAAUACAAUGGACCACACUGGAGAUAGAUCAUCUAGGUCAGUCUAUGUCAGGGAUGUCAAACUCAAGGCCCAGGGGCCGGAUACGGCCUGCAAGGUAUUUAGAUCUGGCCUGUGGGGCCACCAUGGAAACAGCGAAGGUCUGGCUGCUUCUGUCAGCGACAACAGAACUCAGGAGGACCACAUGUGGCCACGCCGCCGCUGCCCCCCCCCCCCCCCCAGCGGUGAAACACAACCCUGAUGCAGCCCUCAAUGAAAUAGUUUGACACCCCUGGUCUAUGUGAUUGCUAAGAAUCGAUACUAACUUGAUGUCCAACUUAAUAUAAAAAGCUUGAAUUAAGCUGUAAGAAACAAUAGAUAUUUUCCUGAAAUCCAUAUUGAUAAUUUUGAUACUCAAAAACUCUGAAAAAUAAAUAUUUUAGAUAAUG
Messenger RNA from Thamnophis elegans (Western terrestrial garter snake), 1105 nucleotides. RefSeq names its product DnaJ heat shock protein family (Hsp40) member C19 (gene DNAJC19). Lineage: Eukaryota; Metazoa; Chordata; Lepidosauria; Squamata; Natricidae. The transcript has 7 exons. The record is from RefSeq and is a predicted model, not a curated record. Gene Ontology annotation, cellular component: PAM complex, Tim23 associated import motor. Gene Ontology annotation, molecular function: ATPase activator activity. Bases 79 to 402 code for a protein of 107 amino acids. Gene Ontology annotation, biological process: protein import into mitochondrial matrix.